AUGUCACCCACCUCCCUCCACACCCGAGACACCAACUCCUCCAUCUUCCAGAACCCAGGCGAAAAACGCGGUUUCAUCGUCGUCAUCAUUCUCUCCGUCCUCGCUACCGUCGGCAUGUUCUGCCUCAUCAUCACGCUCGUCAUCUGCAAGAACAAGCGCGACCGGAAGAAGAGAGCGGCCAAGAUGGAUGCGGAGAAGAGUUUGAAUUUUCUGCCGGGCAGGAAGGGGAGGUAUCGCAAGUUGGAGGAUGAGGAUGAGGGCGAGGUGUGGAGUGUGGAGAUGGAUGAUCGGAGGCCGACGGCUUAUCAGGGGAGGUAUAGUGAGUUUUUCGGCACCGUAUCAACCCCUACUCCUGCUACCAGCACUACGACCAGCGGCCUACUGCCAACGACGGUAUCUAAACACCCGGUAUUCCUAGCCUCCAUCUCAGUCAUGUCUUCGCAUCGCCAAGGACAGGGUAACAUUCAACGCCUGGAGGAGGAACUGGAGAAGAUGGAACUCUCACGCCCACUAGGAACAGAGCAGCACAGGGAAGACGAUCGUCCGAAAGCACCACUGGACAAAACAUCGAUGUCGCAGACUCCAGAAGAGCGCAAAUCUACUGAGGACGAUCCAAAGGAUGAGGUUGUAUGUACAGCGGAAGUAGACUCAUGCUCAACUCCCAACCUCAAACGCCCCAUCCCGUCCACUGCAACCGAGGAAAUCUUCAGCCCUCUCCCAUCAACAGUCUGGGUCAUCACUCAGACAAGAGUGGUUUUCACUACUCUCCGCACUCUCUGCCUCUGCACCUCGUUUUCCACUUCCAAAGCAGUGCUGUACCGCCUCAGAGACGAAUUCUCUUCACGGCCUUCUCUCCAUGUUUCAGAGCGGACGAAGCGUGCGUUAAGGGAGUAUUACGUGGUACACGACCAUAGUGAUAGCGAGGAAGAGGAGAACGGUAUCGGCUUUGACGUACUGAUGGAUGAGACUGAGGGUGUGCUCUAUCAUGUUAAUACUAGCAGGGCGAAAGGGAACAAGUGGCAGGGAAAAAUAACAGAUGGGAAGGUUUUCGGAGACGGUUUCACGGAGGUGACUGUGGAGAAUGUUCGGCGGGUACUGAGGGGGUGGAAGUAA
Molecule: messenger RNA, 1113 nt
Organism: Alternaria arbusti
Lineage: Eukaryota; Fungi; Ascomycota; Dothideomycetes; Pleosporales; Pleosporaceae
Exons: 2
Coding region: 1-1113 (370 amino acids)
Source: RefSeq, a predicted model, not a curated record